AUGGGCCAUUCAAUGUGUUGGUUCGGUUCAACCCAAAAUUCAACAGAGGACUGGCCUCACUACAUAUUCUUUGUGAUCCCAAUGGGUUUGGUAUCCGGCGUGAACUUCGUUUUGUGGGCGCUGACGGCGCGACAUUGCGCGCGCGUCAAGUCCGAAGUGCAUCGGCUGCAGGCAGGCUCAGUGGGUGAUCGCGCUAAACGCCGCUUUCGAGUGAACAAGGCAAAUUUGACGUUGACCGGAAAAUUAUGGGUGGUAAUGGGAGCUGGCUGGAUUUCGGAAUUAAUCUCAACACUACUGAUGGAUCCCGACGCGAAAGUGCACUGGAUCAUAACUCUAGUCGAUGUGGUGAACGAACUCCAGGGGGUUCUGAUAUUCAUCAUUUUGAUCUUCAAACCGAAGCUCUACUACCUCAUCAGGAAGAGGCUUGGGUUGGAGAAACCAGAGGCGAGGAAGAACGGCGCCUCGUCGUCGGGGCGGACCUCGUCCACGUUUCUCUCCCGCACCAUCAGCUCGGACGAGCGCACCAACAAACGAGUCUCAGUACCCAACGACACUGCCAAGCUCCACUGA
Molecule: messenger RNA, 570 nt
Organism: Chilo suppressalis (striped riceborer)
Lineage: Eukaryota; Metazoa; Arthropoda; Insecta; Lepidoptera; Crambidae
Source: the annotation of a GenBank genome assembly